Messenger RNA from Sphaeramia orbicularis (orbiculate cardinalfish), 3107 nucleotides. RefSeq names its product vacuolar protein sorting-associated protein 35. Gene Ontology annotation, biological process: intracellular protein transport; retrograde transport, endosome to Golgi. NCBI's taxonomy places the organism in Eukaryota, Metazoa, Chordata, Actinopteri, Kurtiformes, Apogonidae. The coding region runs from base 90 to 2486 and encodes 798 amino acids. The record is from RefSeq and is a predicted model, not a curated record. The transcript is spliced from 17 exons. Gene Ontology annotation, cellular component: late endosome; retromer, cargo-selective complex; retromer complex.
GACACUUCCGGGUUAGUUUCAGUCCGGUCUUGGUCCUGAAUCACAUGACAGCCGAGUCUACCCCGCUCACCUGAUUCACGUCUAAAACCAUGCCGACCACUCAACAGUCUCCUCAGGACGAACAGGAGAAGCUUCUGGAUGAAGCUGUUCAGGCUGUGAAGGUCCAGUCGUUCCAGAUGAAACGAUGCUUGGACAAGAACAAGCUCAUGGACGCCCUGAAACAUGCCUCCAACAUGCUGGGGGAGCUGAGAACCUCAAUGCUGUCUCCAAAGAGCUACUACGAACUCUACAUGGCGAUCUCAGAUGAACUCCAUUACUUAGAGGUUUAUUUGACCGACGAGUUUGCAAAGGGACGGAAGGUGGCGGAUCUGUACGAACUGGUCCAGUACGCAGGAAACAUCAUCCCCAGGCUUUACCUCCUCAUCACCGUGGGCGUGGUCUACGUACGCUCCUUCCCUCAGUCUCGUAAGGACAUUUUAAAGGACCUGGUUGAAAUGUGUCGUGGCGUCCAACACCCGCUCAGAGGCCUGUUCCUCAGAAACUACCUGCUGCAGUGUACACGCAACAUCCUGCCCGACGACGGAGAACAAACAGAAGGAACAGAGGAGAUGACGGGCGACAUCGCCGACUCUGUCGACUUCGUCCUCCUAAACUUUGCAGAAAUGAACAAAUUGUGGGUUCGAAUGCAGCAUCAGGGUCACAGCCGCGACCGAGAGAAGAGAGAAAAGGAACGACAGGAGCUGAGGAUUCUGGUCGGUACCAACCUGGUCCGUCUGAGUCAGCUGGAGGGCGUCAACGUGGAGAAGUACAAACAGAUUGUUCUCUCUGGAGUGUUGGAGCAGGUGGUGAACUGCAGAGACUCGUUGGCUCAGGAGUAUCUAAUGGAAUGCAUCAUUCAGGUUUUCCCAGAUGAGUUCCAUCUUCAGACCCUUAACCCCUUCCUACGUUCCUGUGCUGAGCUCCAUCAACACGUCAACGUCAAGAACAUCAUCAUCGCUCUGAUUGACAGACUGGCCCUGUUUGCUCAUCGAGAAGACGGACCUGGAAUUCCAGCUGAAAUCAAACUGUUCGACAUCUUCUCUCAGCAAGUGGCGACCGUCAUCCAGUCUCGUCAGGAUAUGCCAUCGGAGGACGUGGUCUCUCUCCAGGUCUCUCUGAUCAAUCUGGCCAUGAAGUGUUACCCUGAUCGUGUUGACUACGUAGAUAAGGUCCUAGAGAGCACCGUGGAGAUAUUCAACAAGCUCAACUUAGAACACAUAGCCACUAGCAGCGCGGUGUCCAAGGAACUCACCAGACUGUUGAAGAUCCCGGUGGACACCUACAACAACAUCCUCACUGUACAGCAGCUCAAGCAUUUCCCUCCACUCUUUGAAUACUUCGACUACGAGUCACGCAAGAGCAUGAGCUGCUAUGUGUUGAGCAACACCCUGGACUACAACACCACCAUCGUGGCCCAGGAGCAGGUGGAUGCCAUCUUGAACCUGGUGUCCACGCUGAUCCAGGACCAGCCAGACCAACCGUCAGAUGAUCCAGAUCCGGAGGACUUUGCUGAGGAGCAGAGCCUCGUAGGACGAUUCAUCCACCUGCUUCACUCUGAAGACCCCGACCAGCAGUACCUGAUUUUGAAUACGGCCCGGAAACACUUCGGUGCAGGUGGAAACCAACGAAUUCGAUACACACUCCCUCCUCUGGUCUUCGCUGCCUAUCAGCUCGCAUUCAGAUACAAGGAGAACUCCUCGACGGACGACAAGUGGGAGAAGAAAUGUCAGAAGAUCUUCUCCUUCGCCCACCAGACUAUCAGUGCUCUGAUCAAGGCCGAACUGGCAGAGCUGCCUCUUCGACUCUUCCUGCAGGGGGCGCUGGCUGCAGGAGAGAUUGGCUUCGAGAACCACGAGACAGUAGCAUAUGAAUUCAUGUCACAGGCGUUUUCUCUGUACGAGGAUGAGAUCAGCGACUCCAAAGCUCAGCUAGCAGCCAUCACACUGAUCAUCGGUACCUUCGAGCGAAUGCGAUGUUUUAGCGAGGAGAACCACGAGCCUCUGAGGACCCAGUGCGCCCUCGCCGCCUCCAAACUGCUGAAGAAACCUGACCAGUGCAGGGCCGUCAGCAUCUGCGCCCAUCUGUUCUGGUCAGGACGCAGCACCGACAAAAACGGGGAAGAGAUCCGUGAUGGUAAGAGGGUGAUGGAGUGUCUGAAGAAGGCACUGAAGAUCGCCAACCAGUGCAUGGACCCAUCACUGCAAGUCCAGCUGUUCAUCGAAAUCCUCAACAGAUACGUCUGCUUCUAUGAGCGAGAAAACGACGCGGUGACCGUCCAGGUGUUAAACCAACUCAUCCAAAAGAUCAGGGAGGAUCUUCCCAGUCUGGAGGCCAGUGAAGAAACGGAGCAAAUCAACAAACAUUUCCACAACACCCUGGAGCACCUCCGCCUGCAGAGAGAAUCCCCCGAAUCCGAGGGCCCGGCGUACGAGGGCCUCGUCCUUUAAGAAGGAAACACGUUCCAGUUGGAUGUGAUCUGCAUACGUAAAUGUUUCACGAGUUUAUGAAAAUAUAACGACAAACACAAAAUGACAUCCGCUAGGUCAGGAAUACAAACAUGUGUUGAUGAUUAUUUUUGUCAAGAGCUAAAAGAACUCCAUUUUUUUUUUUUUUUUUUUUUAAAUUCAUUUUCGGCAUCAAUAUCCUCCUAACCGACCUUCACUGGCAUCAUCAGAACCAGGUGUAGAACUGCACUUCUGUAACUGGCACUUGUGACACCAUUCCUUUAUGAAUAUGUACUUGACUCAUUUGUCUUUAACCUACAUGUAUUCGUUUUUUUGUUCGGUAGGUGUAUAUGCGCUCAAUCUCACACCUUUAAUGUGCACAUUCUUCAAGUUACUGUAUUCGCUCAGUGUGCAAAGGUCAGGGAAUCUACGUCAAGGGUGUCAAACACGUGGCCCGUGGGCUAAAACUGGCCGCCAAAAGGUUCCAAUCCAGCCCAUGAAAUAGAGAAAUUACACUAAAGGUAUUAACAGUCAAGGAUGUAUGUUAAUAAAUGUGAUAAUAACCUGUAAAUAAUGACAACUUAGAAUUUUUCUCCUUUUUUUUUGUUUUAGUUUGAAAAAAAU